UUCAACAACCCACGUUCUCUCCCCCUCCUCUCUUUUUCUCACACGAUUGUUCUUUCCACGGCAGACGAACUCAUCGCUGGCUUCUCAAUCUGAAAGCGUCCAGAAUCUGGAGGUCUCAAGGAACAUUGAUCUGGUCGGUUUAUGGAGGUGGUAGCAUAGGCUAAUGGCUUUGGUUUUACAAGCUGUUCAUAAUGGUGGUUGGCAUGUUAUUGGGAAGACGGCUCGAAACAACCAAAGAUCAAACGAUGGAAGAUAUUAUUGUGGCAGUUCUUUGUAUGUUUCUUGUUGUAGCGCUAAUUCCCCUUUAUCUGUGGAAACGGAGUCAGGGUUCUCAAUCCCCUGAUGAACAUGAAGAAGAAGUUCAGGUUAGGCAGAGGGAAACUGUCGUGCGGGCCACUGGUACUCGUCGGAUGCGAAGAAGACCCGCUUCUGGUGCCAGCACAUCUUCAGCCCCAGUAGUAGAAGAAGCUGUUGAUGGAAGUGAUGAGGAAGCUGCUGGAGGUGAGUAUUAUAAUGCUAAAACAUCAAAAAAGAGAGAAAAGAAACGGCAAGAGCGGGAAGCACGACGGGCUGAAGAAGCAUCACAUGAAUCAAGGCAAACAAAACAAGACCGCUAUACGGAAAUGCGGAGGAGGAAGGAUGAGGAGCGUGAAGCACAAGAGCGUAUGCUGGAAGAAGAAAUCAAAGCCCAAAAGGCCAAGGAGGAGGAAGCAGCUGCGUUAGAAUUUGAAAAAUGGAAAGGUGCAUUUUCAGUUGAUGCUGAAGGUACCACAGAAAAUGAAGUUCAAGAUGGCAGUCAGGGCAUGCUUUUUGACUUUGUGGAAUACAUUAAGAAACACAAAUGUGUCCCCUUGGAAGAUCUUGCUGCAGAAUUCAAGUUACGGACUCAGGACUGCAUCAAUCGGAUCACCUCACUAGAAGAUAUGGGGCGGCUGUCUGGUGUAAUGGAUGAUAGAGGAAAAUACAUAUACAUCUCACAGGAAGAAAUGAAAGCUGUUGCUGACUAUAUAAAGCGUCAUGGGAGAGUUAGCAUCUCACACCUAGCUAGUAAGUCCAAUCAGUUCAUAGAUUUGGAGCCAAAAGCCCAGUUUGUUGAGGAAAUCAGCAACACUGAGGGUAUUACUGUUGCUUGAUUCAAUGUUGAAAAGAAAUUAGUCUUUUUCAAGGUGAAAACUUUAACCCAACUCAUUGUAGUUUGUGCUUUGUUAGACUCAAGAAAGUGUUCCCAAGGCCUGCAUCACUCAUCUUUUGAGCUUGUUCAACUGGGCCCUGUUUGAUUGAGGGAUAAAAUGUCGUGGAAAAUGUUUUACACAGUAGUGUUCCUUGUUUCUUGCUCCUCCUAUUGUGCCCUUAAAACUCUCACAGAAAUUAGAAAACAAAGUGAUUAAGAAACAUCAUCA
Molecule: messenger RNA, 1400 nt
Organism: Cornus florida
Lineage: Eukaryota; Viridiplantae; Streptophyta; Magnoliopsida; Cornales; Cornaceae
Product: DDRGK domain-containing protein 1-like
Exons: 3
Coding region: 192-1133 (313 amino acids)
Source: RefSeq, a predicted model, not a curated record